ACUCAUGAGUCUUCCGCUAGUUUCAGCGCACAAUGUUCUCUUCAGCUGUCCUGCUCUGCAUCAGGUACCCGUUUGUUGCGCUAGUGCGCAGUCACAUAUUCCAAUUCAGGAUAGCUGCCGCUGCUAAAUGCAAGCUCGGAGCCGGAUGCAUUCCCAAGAUGUAUUUUGAGAUGCAGGUACAGACUUCGCAUCGCGGUGUCUACAAAGGGUGGGGGCAGAGCGAGGUUGACCGGCCAGUAGUGAAAGUCAAUCGCGCGAGAAUGUGCAAAGGCGAGUAUUCAAAACUGCUCCCGGCAGCCGAGAAUAGGUCGACAUUCACUAUCAUCGCACGGACAUGGCUUCGUAUGCCCAAUCAAUCCUCGGACAGCGACUUUACGCUUCGAAGCUUCCAUGACGCCCAUUUGGCACGGCCACGGCUCCACACUCCAAUCGCGAUACCUAACCGCAUCCCACACCGAACAGGGCGUGUGAAACAUCCCCAAUACAUCUUGCAUAUGCGCUCACAUGUCUUCUUGGAAUACUCAUUAUCGGGUUCAGCCACGUUCGUAUGACAGAAGCAGAAGGAAGGCCACGAGUUCUUCAUGCAAGCGACAACCCGGCAACUUGGAAUGGAAUUUCGAUAAGAGCACAGCAGCGAUUGACCCCU
Messenger RNA from Cucurbitaria berberidis CBS 394.84, 646 nucleotides. RefSeq lists its product as uncharacterized. The transcript has a single exon. NCBI's taxonomy places the organism in Eukaryota, Fungi, Ascomycota, Dothideomycetes, Pleosporales, Cucurbitariaceae. The record is from RefSeq and is a predicted model, not a curated record. The coding region runs from base 33 to 551 and encodes 172 amino acids.